CGUGAAGACAAAGUUAAACACAUGAUGAACGAAUCUAAUAUCGAAAUGAACGACAAGAACGAAGGAAAGAAAGAAGAGAUCGGAUCUGGUCUAAGUCGUGAUUGGUCUGAGUUGAAUAAGGAAUGUCUCAUCGACAUAGUUUCGCGGAUAAGCCUGGAAGAACGUUGGAGAGGACCUAUGCUCGUAUGCAAGCCUUGGAUGUACGCUUGCGACGACCAGUCUCUCAACUCGGUCUUUGAUCUAGAUACUUGGUUCGAGGGAUCUCGGAUUUCGAAUCUUUGGUUUAGUUACGAGUUUGAGCAGAAGGUUGACUCUUUUCUCCGGUGUGUUGUGGAUCGAAGCCAAGGUGGUCUCAAGGAGAUCCGUGUUAGGCACUGUUCGGAUCAAUCUUUGUUGUACGCUGCUGAGAGAUGCCCUAGUUUGGAGGUUUUAUGUAUUACAAGCUGCUUAAGUGUCACAGAUGCAUCGGUAACAAAGAUAGCUGCUAGCUGCCCUAAUUUGGAGGUUGUAUGGAUUAAGAGCUGCUUAAACGUUACAGAUGUAUCGAUGGCAAAGUUCGCUUCCAACUGUCAUAAGCUUAGGGAGCUCGAUAUCAGCCACUCUAUUGAAAUAAGUCAAAAGGCUUUAAAAAUGGUUGAGGGGAGUUGCAAGAACGUGAAGAUCAUCACAGAACCUCCAUCAAAUGUUAGACUAUCUCGAGAUGAGGCUAGUAAGUUUGGACUAUCAGUACGAAGUAUUACAAGGCGUGAACUAUUGGAGCAUAUCAGAAAUUUAAAUACGAAUGACUCUUGACAUCUACCUUCUCCAGCCUUCCUUUCCAUUUUCUUGAGGGGCUUUUGAUUGAUGUGUGUGUGUGUUCGACUCUGCUUCUAUUUGGUUUUGUUUUCUUUUGUUUAAUUAGUUGAUAUUUUUCUAGCAGUACUUUGUUUGAAAACUUUAUUUUACAUACCAAAAUGAUACCAUGAAACUUAAAAUCUUUUGUAUAACUCAGGGCCGGUUCUAAGGACGGAAGAUGUUAGAUGCUUAAUAUGUA
Messenger RNA from Eruca vesicaria subsp. sativa (arugula), 1033 nucleotides. The record is from the annotation of a GenBank genome assembly. Lineage: Eukaryota; Viridiplantae; Streptophyta; Magnoliopsida; Brassicales; Brassicaceae.